AUGGGUAAGACAUGGGCGCUCAUCACCCACGUCCACGCUCUUGCAGGGCCGAGUCUCACUCUGAUAUACCCUCUGUACGCGUCAAUCUGCGCGAUGGAGAGCGCGACCAAGGUGGAUGACGAGCAGUGGCUGGCCUACUGGAUAAUCUACUCCUUCAUCACCCUCUUCGAAAUGGCGGCCGAGAACAUCCUCUACUGGAUACCGCUAUGGUACGAGGCAAAGCUGCUGCUGGUGGCGUGGCUGGUCCUGCCGCAGUUCAGGGGCGCGUCCUUCAUCUACGACAAGUUCGUCAGGGAGCAGCUGAGGAAGAACGGGGUGAGGCUGCACGAUCACAUCGGCCACGGCAACGGCCACGCCGCCGACCACGUGCCGCACGUCUUCGAGGCUGAGCAUCAUGCCGUGCACUGA
Miscanthus lutarioriparius is the source of this 408-nucleotide messenger RNA. Lineage: Eukaryota; Viridiplantae; Streptophyta; Magnoliopsida; Poales; Poaceae. The record is from the annotation of a GenBank genome assembly.